AUGAAUGGCAAUAAACAGAACGGAUCACCCAUGGAUUCGUUAGCGUCUAACGAUAAUAGUCAAGGAAAUGCGAAAAGUACUAGUAACGCCAAUAUCCAAAGAAACUAUUUCAACAAUAUAGGAACUCCUGCGUUUAACUUUUCACAGAUUCCUCAAGAAGUACUUUCAAAUCUCACCCCUGCACAACUGAGACUGAUUCAACAGAAGCACCAGCAACUUCUGGUUAGUCGAAUCCAACAGCAGCAGCAGCAGCAGCAGCAACAACAACAACAACAACAACCAAUGCCAUCCUCAACAGGAGACAACUCAAAUAUGAACGCAAACAAUUCUUCUGCUAAUAACCUGAGCCCAAACUCGAACGUCAAUCCAAAUCCUGCCGCUAUAAUGCAACAAAUGAAUGUUCAACAAAGACUCGCUCAAAUGAGCCAACAACAGCAAAAUUCGCAACAGCCACCACCUCAGCAACAGUUUCAACAGCAAACACAUCUCACUCAAUCUAAUCAAUCACCAGCAUCUCCAGUGAAUUCACAACCUCAAGUGAAUUUACCGCCACAGAUUGCCCAAUUACCUUUACCAACUCAAGUUCAGGUUUUGACCUCUUUAAAACAGCAGGCUAUGGCAAAAAAUAAUCCAACAGCAGUCUCCACCAUAAGUAUGGCGUUACAGCAUGUACAAAGACAACUGCAAGCUCAACAAGGCCCGGCCCAAAACCUAUCGAACAAUACAACGCGUUCGCCUUCGGUUGCUACCGAUAUACCACCACAAUAUAUGAACAAACAGGACUCACCACAAUUAGGAUCCAGAACUAAUAUGGUGCAACAGGGAGUUCCACAACAAUUUCUCCAACAGCAAGCGCAUGCUAUGCAAACGAAACAUAAAUCCAUAAAACAGCAACACCAGCAACAACAACAGCAAAAUAUGCAAUUUAUACAGCAACCGCAGCAGCAAUUUCAGCAACAAACGCCAACUUCUCAGGCACCUCCUCCAAUGCCUCCUAUGACUAUGCCAAAAUUAGAUUUACCAAAAUAUCAAACAAUUAAAUAUGAUCCACCCGAAAUUAAAUUACCUGUGUCAAAUUAUUGGUCUUUGAAGGAUAAAAAAAAUAGCACUACUGAUACGCUAUUGUACGAACAAAUAAUCAAGAGGGAUAAGUCAUUUAAAGAGUCACAGAAAAAGGAAAUUUCAGGAUAUGAACCUUUUAGCAUAUAUGGAUUCAGUAAUAAAGAAUACAUAGCGAAACAAUUUCACAGUCUGAAGUAUUAUCAAGAUCUGAAAAAUACAAGAAUGCAUUCUAUUACCUCUACAUCGAACAAUACUCCUUCCGCGAGUAUAUGGGGGAAUGGUUACAGCGGAUAUGGUAACGGUACCACUAACACUACAACAAAUGUGGUAUCUGAACAUAAAAAUACUGGGAGGAAGCAUUAUCAUGUGAAUGAGGAAUUAUAUUAUAAACUAGAAAUGAACACCGAAAAUAAAGAUGAUGAUUACGAAAAUCUUGUACCCAUAAGAUUAGAAUUCGACCAAGAAAAGGAUAAAUUUUUUCUAAGAGAUACUUUAUUAUGGAAUAAAGAUGAAAAAUUAAUCAAACUUGAUGAUUUUGUUGAAGAUAUGCUACUGGACUAUCGUUUUGACAACAUUCGUGUAAACCAAUUUAGUGAAGUGGUUAAGCAAAGUAUUAAAGAACAAAUAUCAGAGUUUCAGCCCAAUCCAUAUGUUAAAUUAGCCAAAGAUCGUAUCGGUGGUGACGACUUACGUAUAAAAAUUAAACUAGAUAUAGUAGUAGGACAUAAUCAGCUGAUUGAUCAAUUCGAAUGGGAUAUAUCAAACGCUGAAAAUUGUCCGGAAGAAUUUGCGGAAAAUAUGUGCCAGGAAUUACAAUUACCAGGUGAGUUUGCUACCGCUAUCAGCCAUUCUAUAAGGGAACAGGUUCACAUGUAUCAUAAGUCAUUAGCGCUAUUAGGUUAUACAUUUGAUGGAUUACCAGUAGAAGAUGACGAAGUAAGAAGUAGACUUCUCCCGAUGAUUACAUUAGAUGGUAUUUUUAGACCGCCAAAUGAUGCUAAGAAUUACACACCAAAUCUUUUGCAAAUAUCUGCCGCAGAACUGGACAGAUUGGAUAAAGAUAAGGACAGAGACACUAGACGCAAGAGGAGACAGGGUCGUUUCAAUAGGCGUGGGUUGGGUUUGUUCAGCAGUGCAAGCAAUGCUAAUCUAACUGCAUCAUCACUAACUGCGUCAUCUUUGAACACUGGAGGUGCAUCUAAUGCUGCAGCUCAAGCUGAAAUAUUAUUACCUGACAUAUCCGACAUACCAAGAACAUUCAGAACACCUAUGCCCAGUACCAUUGCACCUGGUGGAGUUGAUCUUGGGCCCUCAGUCAGUUCCUAUGACAUCAAAACUAAUGUAACAUAUAGUCCAAGACCAGAGAAGCCUAAACCUUACAUGGGCCCCUGUUAUAUUGUAGAUAACAUUCCAGGUAAGACCCUGUUAUUGUCGAUCAAAAUCCCACCAACUAAGUUAAGAGAUACAUUGGCCUUGAAACGAGAAGCCACGGAGCCCAAGAUAGACGAUGUUAUCGCUCCGCAACACGAAUCACAACAGGCAUUACAACCUACAUCGCCACCGUUACAACCAGAUGACAAGAAAGGUAGUGAAAACACACCCAUAAGCAACUGA
Molecule: messenger RNA, 2676 nt
Organism: Kazachstania africana CBS 2517
Lineage: Eukaryota; Fungi; Ascomycota; Saccharomycetes; Saccharomycetales; Saccharomycetaceae
Gene: SNF5
Product: Snf5p
Exons: 1
Coding region: 1-2676 (891 amino acids)
Biological process (GO): chromatin remodeling; regulation of transcription by RNA polymerase II
Cellular component (GO): nucleus; SWI/SNF complex; nuclear chromosome
Molecular function (GO): transcription coregulator activity
Source: RefSeq, a predicted model, not a curated record